AUUAAUGUGUAUGCUGACUCACAAAAGGCCAAAAUGAGUUACUUUGAAGGGUUUUCGCGCAAAGCAUUGGUAGUGAUACCACCUCAUCACGAGCUGAGGAAGAGGAGGGUUGACAGGAUAAGGGAGGGAUGCUGCAUGGAAGUACCUCAAAAUGUCAUUGAUGCAUUCAAAGUUUUGCUCAAAAAUGCUUCAGCUGCUUAUGGCACUGAAUUUUAUGUUGGAGCCAUGAGAAACUACAGAGGAAAUACUGAUGAACUUCUUCUGUAUGUCACAACUCCCUCUGUCUCUUCAGUUUCUUUUUCAAUUAAAACUAACAAUGGAAUUAUUGGUAGCUACAGUGUCAAUAGCAGUGUCCCUGUUGAUAUUAGUUUAUCAACAUCACUUGUGACUAAUGAUGGCCUUUAUUCCAGUCGUUUCAAAGGAGUAUAUAUUUACUCAACCAAUGGAGGAUUAAUCUCUGUACUAGUGGUUAAUGUGCAACAAUACACUUUUGGAGACUAUAUGGCCUACCCAUAUCAGAACUUGGCCCUUUCAGAAUAUCAAUAUUAUGCUGUAUCUACUGGAACACUUGCAACAAGUGAUAAUUCUUUGAGUGAAGUAUUAUUAGUUGGAAAUGAAGAUAACACAACUGUCACUGUCAUUCCUACUCAAACUGUUUCUGUUCCUAUUGAUAUUCAGACAAAUAGUAACAAUAAAACAGUGACUGCGGGCUCAUCGUUCACUUUUACCAUUCACAGAAUGCAGACGUUUCUCAUUGGUGCCCCAUUACUUGACAUCAGUGGAACCAGUAUUGGAUCGAACAAACCUUUGACGGUAAUCAGUGGUCACGAAUGUGGCAACAUUCCACUUGUUUGUUGCUGUCAACAAAUUGCAGAACAAAUACUUCCAACAAUAGUAUGGGGCAAUAAAUUCCUUUUGACUCCUUAUGCAACACGGUCUGUUGGCCCUUACUUUAAAGUUGUGGCAGCUUUAGGAAGCACUUCUUUAAAUCUCACUUGUUCUGCUAGUGGAGGCAAUAACUUCAAUUUACAAAAUGCAGGAGAUGUCACUACUUUAUAUUCUAGUUCCAGUUACUGCUCCAUUAUUUCUAAUAAACCAGUACUGGUGACACAGUUAGGACCAAGUCAAAACUCUGGUAGUGGUAAUGGUGAUCCAGUUAUAUCACUUAUUCCCCCAAUAGAACUGCAUCAGCAGAACAUAACAUUGGUCAUUCCUGGGUUUUCAACAAUUACUAACAAUUAUAUUAACAUUGCCACAACUACAAAAGGUCCAUUGUACAUCAAUGGCCAGUUACGAUCAGUAACUUGGAACAAUAUAUAUAACAGUAUGAGCAGUAUUAUUGGAUAUGGAACACAAAUUCCAUUUAACACAAUCUCCACUUCAUCCUCUUAUACAUUUUCUAUGCAGACAAGUUUUACUGCACUAGUAUAUGGUUUUGAUAACUACCAUGGUUAUUCUUAUAGUGCUGGAAUAAAUCUAACAGGAAAUGAUCCUUGCUUAAGCAAUAAUGGGGGUUGUGACCAACUUUGUAAUAGCACUUUUGGAAGUUAUGCAUGUAGUUGUUAUCCUGGCUUUAGUUUGGAUCUCAAUGGAUAUAAUUGUUCAGAUAUUGAUGAAUGUGCUGACAGUGCUUGUGAACAUAUUUGUGUUAAUACCAUUGGAAGUUAUUCAUGCUUUUGUCAUGAUGGUUACAGUUUAGAUACAAAUAAUAGAAACUGCUCAGGUUUGCUAUGA
Molecule: messenger RNA, 1734 nt
Organism: Amphimedon queenslandica
Lineage: Eukaryota; Metazoa; Porifera; Demospongiae; Haplosclerida; Niphatidae
Product: protein HEG-like
Exons: 4
Molecular function (GO): calcium ion binding
Source: RefSeq, a predicted model, not a curated record